Suhomyces tanzawaensis NRRL Y-17324 is the source of this 1665-nucleotide messenger RNA. RefSeq lists its product as uncharacterized. The annotation marks the transcript as partial. Lineage: Eukaryota; Fungi; Ascomycota; Pichiomycetes; Serinales; Debaryomycetaceae. The record is from RefSeq and is a predicted model, not a curated record. The transcript has 3 exons.
CUGAAGGAAUCCAAACGGAUGGGAGUCACGAAUGCCAUACGGAAUAAGCUCAACUUCUUGGAUGAGCGGUUGUGGAAGCGGUUUUCCGCCAGGCGAUUGGAGUUGAUUGAUACCCUCGAUUUGAGUUCUCGCAAGGCCAGUGAACAGGAUGCCGACAUCAAGAUGGUGGCCGAGGCAUUGCGGGUGGAGUUCGGCUACAACGAAGACUUCGAGCUGGACUUCGACAAGUUGGUUCGGGCUGCCGUGCAGAGUGUGCGGCGGAACCGGAAGCGGUCUUCGAAGACGAAGCACGAGGACGAAGAGCCUCCCAAACGGCACAAGCCAGGACCUGAGCAGCUCCCCGAGCCAAAAGGUUCUCCCAAGACGGUGGUAGAUGCCACCAAGGGUGGUGAUACCACCACCCACCGCAACUUCUUGGCGGAGAUCUCCAAGAUUGACUCCGAUGGAAAUGACGAAAUCUACGACUUGAACUACUCGAGAACAAAGCACUUCUCUACGGAAGACAGGGCCAAGGCUGCCAUCGACUCGAUGAUACGGCCUCGGCUCCAGGCGCCUCCCCAGUUGCCUCCAUUGCAGUUGCUGGCCACUGCCAGCGAGAUACCAGACGCCACGGGUGCCAAAACUACGCUCAUCAACCACAUCGAGCGGUCAAAAUCGUGCCUGGAAAGCGUGUCCAAGAAGUCGGAGAACAUCCAGGCGCUCGGGCGGUCGAUCAUGUCCUCGAGCAUCGCCUACGUGUUUGAGAAGUCGUUCGAGAACGUCAACGAGGUGUCGAUCGAGUAUCUCCGCAACAAGCUCAACCACGAGGUGUUUCUCGCUCGGUUUUUCCGGGAGUUGGACCCCGAAGCUACCACCCAGGUCAGCGACGAGAUCGCAGUGAUCUCGCUCUACACGCUCCUUGGCGGCUGCGUCAAGGACUUCGGGUUCGAGGUGGUGAUGUUCCCGCUCUGCGAGCUCUUAUACGUUCUGGUGCUUCGCGACUAUCCGUUGAUUGCGAAAAACUCCACUGCGUUUCGCAGUGCCGACUAUUUGCGGCCCCAUGGCGAGUCUGUGUAUGGCGGAAACAACUCGUUGAGUUCCUUGGCCGCUGUGGCCACCGACAUCCAGAUGCGUGAGCAGCGGCCUGGUGGAGCCAAAAUGACUUCGGCCAUGAAGCAGGUGCUUCUCAAGUUCCUCUCGUCGGUGUUGGAGUUCUCCUACGGCACCAACAACCUGGCACCACCACGGCUCAUGGAGCUCCUCGAAAACGCUCGCAGUGCGUUCAAGCUCACCAGCGCCAACGACUCGAUUCUCGGAGUGCGCAACAUCAAGGACGGGCUCAUCGUGCGCACCGACUUGGACUUGGAGCGUAUCUUCAAGCACCAGGAGAAGAUCGAGCUCGAGAUCUUCAGCCAGCGGUCCAAGGCCAUACCCAUCUACGAGAUCACCUCCACCGUGAUUCCCAACUACAACGAGCGGAGCCCAGCCGGCGAUGGCCCCAAAAUCGUGCUCCCACCGCCGUUACAGCGGGUGGCCCUCGCGCACCCGAGACUCGAUGGGGGAGAUAAAAGUGGGUUGCCCUUUCUCUCCAAUAACGACGAGGCGGCCAUGGUGGCGGUGGUGCCGUCCACACCACCUGUGCCGCCUCCUCCACCACUUCUUCCCAGGUUCCAACCGCUCUUGUAG